This is a messenger RNA of Gasterosteus aculeatus aculeatus (three-spined stickleback), 2384 nucleotides long. Lineage: Eukaryota; Metazoa; Chordata; Actinopteri; Perciformes; Gasterosteidae. The record is from RefSeq and is a predicted model, not a curated record.
GGGAGGGGGGGGGGAGGUGGGAGGUGGGGGGGAAGCGGCACAGCCGAGCAGGGCGGAAUGCCCCUUUACAAGCGACGCAUCUGACUAAAAGAGCGGAGACGCUCGUAAAUCCCACGUCGGACACAGAGACACGGCGGCUCCUGCAGCGCGAAAGGGGAUGUUGGAGACCUUCAAAAGGGUCCACACAAAGCCGACAGUGGGUUCGAAUAUGGCACUGAUGUAUCGGAGGGACCAGGGAAACGGAUGUGUGUGACCGACUCCAGUUGGAACGUUGGGGAAAUAACCUCCUGGUGCACUACUGUGCAUAAGAAAAUUGAAAAAGAGAAGUUUACACUUACACAAAUUCAACAUGGCCUUUGACCUCAAAAGUCAAAUUCAGUGAAGGCAAAGCGAGCGGGGUGGGUGCCGCUCAGUCAUACACGGGCCCUACGAUCUGCUCCGUGUGAACCCCCCCCCGACCAAGGCGCCCCGCAGAGCCCCUCGUGUUCCCCCUCCCCCCACCCGAACCCCCUCUUUCUCAAUUCACGCCUUGCGAGAGGUGGACGAGCAGAAACUUCCCACCUCAGCGCCGGUCCGACGGGUGAGGACGGGUGAGGGCGGCCGGGGCUGCGCUGUCAUUGGCUGGCUGCCGGUGAGAGUGCGAUGCGGAUUGGAGUAUGUCGGGGGACUGGGAUGAAGACCUGUGUAAGAAGGCGCUGGCGCUGGUGGAGGAGCUGUGUUUCAACUCCCCGAGAGGCUACAGCCAGAGUGCACGCUGCCAGGAGUUCAGCUACCUGCUGAGAGGUCGCAUCGGACAGCUGGACACAGAGAUCUCUGUCAGUCUGCUGUCGGUCAUUGUGACAUUCUGCGGCAUUGUCCUCCUCUCCGUCUCCCUUUUCGUCUCCUGGAAGCUCUGCUGGCUGCCAUGGAGGGACAACGAGGGCGGCGGCCUGAGCCUGACCUCGGGGCUGCUGCCUGGAAGCGCCGGCGUGGGAAGCCUCGGGGGCACCGGGGGCUCCUCACUCCUACCGCCCCUGCUGCAGAGGAAGGAGGGACACUCCUCGUCCUCGCUCUACCCCUCGCUGGGACAGCAGGGACAGCACCAUCCCCAUUUCUCCGACCUGGUGGGGUUGGAGAGGGGGGAGGUGGGAGGCGUGGUCGGGGGGCCACAGGAGUCCCAGGAGCCGUCCUACCUGGACAUGGACUCCUACCCCAACAAUGCUGGAACCCUGAAGCUGAGUCAGACGUCUCCAGAUGUCCCUAACUCAGAGGUUGGAGCCCAGCCCCAUAAAGACCUGCCCAACGCUCAUUCCCAGCAGCAGGUCACCUCCCGGCCCAAGCCCAUGACUCACCAGCUCUCCAGUCCUGACUUCCACGGCGAGGAGAAGGAGCAGGUGACCAGCAUCGGGCAGAUCAAACCGGAGCUUUACCGGCCCAAGGGCGACCAGGGCGAAGGCAAACAGGGCGACAACUGCGGCAAGAUCAGCUUCCUGCUGCGCUACGCCUUCAAUACGGAGCAACUGGUGGUGAAGAUCCUGAAAGCUCUGGACCUGCCGGCGAAGGAUGCCAAUGGUUUCUCUGACCCAUACGUGAAGAUCUACCUACUGCCAGACAGGAAGAAGAAGUACCAGACCAAGGUCCACAGGAAGACCUUGAACCCCGUGUUCAACGAGACGUUCCAGUUCGGCGUGCCGCUGAACGAGCUACAUUCCAGGAAGCUGCACUUCUCCGUGUACGACUUCGACCGCUUCUCCCGACACGACCUGAUCGGCCAGGUGGUGGUGGACAACCUGCUGGACUUCAGCGAGGGCAGCGGAGACAAACCCGUGUGGAGGGACAUCGUGGAGGGCACGGCGGAGAAGGCGGAUCUCGGGGAGCUUAAUUUCUCGCUGUGUUACCUGCCCACUGCAGGACGACUUACUGCUACAGUCAUCAAGGCCACCAACCUCAAAGCCAUGGACCUGACUGGCUUCUCAGACCCGUACGUCAAGGCCUCUUUGAUCUGCGACGGGCGAAGGCUAAAAAAGAGGAAGACCUCUAUUAAGAAGAACACGCUGAACCCCACGUACAACGAGGCGCUGGUGUUUGACAUUCCCAACGAAAACAUAGAAAGCGUAUCCAUCAUCAUCGCCGUGAUGGACUACGACUGCAUCGGUCAUAACGAGGUUAUAGGGAUGUGUCGGGUGGGCAGCGAAGCCGACGGUCCAGGGAGGGAGCACUGGACGGCCAUGCUGGCGAAUCCACGCAAACCAAUAGAGCACUGGCAUCAACUUGUGGAGGUAAUGAGCACAGGACUGUGUGUGUGUGUGUGUGUGUGUGUGUGUAUUCAUAGGUCUCCUCCACCUACUGUUACUUUCAAUUAUUUAGUUUGUUCUGGGCCUGACAACUAAAACAAUUUUUUUGUA